This is a messenger RNA of Mustela erminea (ermine), 1561 nucleotides long. It is a transcript of the gene WNT16, whose product is annotated as Wnt family member 16. The transcript is spliced from 4 exons. Gene Ontology annotation, molecular function: frizzled binding; cytokine activity. Gene Ontology annotation, cellular component: extracellular region. Bases 124 to 1212 code for a protein of 362 amino acids. NCBI's taxonomy places the organism in Eukaryota, Metazoa, Chordata, Mammalia, Carnivora, Mustelidae. Gene Ontology annotation, biological process: canonical Wnt signaling pathway; neuron differentiation; cell fate commitment. The record is from RefSeq and is a predicted model, not a curated record.
UGUCUGCAGGGGGAAAGAGGGCGACGGACAACUCGGUGCUGGGGAACUGACCUCUGGCUCGGCGGGCCUCUGGGGAGGGAGAGCAGAGGAGUGGCUGAGGCUGGGGGACUCCAUGCGGGGGCCAUGGACAGAGCGGCGCUCCUGGGACUGUCGCGCCUGUGCGCGCUGUGGGCAGCCCUGCUCGCGCUGUUCCCCUGCGGAGCCCAAGGAAAUUGGAUGUGGUUGGGCAUCGCCUCCUUUGGGGUUCCGGAGAAGCUGGGCUGCGCCAACUUGCCGCUGAACAGCCGCCAGAAGGAGCUGUGCAAGAAGAAACCGUACCUGCUGCCGAGCAUCGGAGAGGGCGCGCGGCUGGGCAUUCAGGAGUGCAGGAGCCAGUUCAGACACGAGAGGUGGAACUGCCUGGUCACCGCCGCCGCCCCGCCGGGCACCAGCCCCCUUUUUGGCUACGAGCUGAGCAGCGGCACCAAGGAAACAGCAUUUAUUUAUGCUGUGAUGGCAGCAGGCCUGGUGCAUUCUGUGACCAGGUCUUGCAGUGCAGGCAACAUGACCGAGUGCUCCUGUGACACCACCUUACAGAACGGCGGUUCAGCAAGCGAAGGCUGGCACUGGGGGGGCUGCUCCGAUGAUGUCCAGUAUGGCAUGUGGUUCAGCAGAAAGUUCCUAGAUUUCCCCAUCAGAAACACUACAGGAAAAGAAAGCAAAGUACUUUUAGCAAUGAACCUGCAUAACAACGAAGCUGGAAGGCAGGCUGUCGCCAAGUUGAUGUCCGUGGAUUGCCGAUGUCACGGAGUUUCCGGCUCCUGCGCUGUGAAAACGUGCUGGAAAACUAUGUCUUCUUUCGAAAAGAUUGGCCACUUGUUGAAGGAUAAGUACGAAAACAGUGUCCAAAUCUCGGACAAAAUAAAGAGGAAAAUGCGCAGAAGAGACAAAGAUCAGAGGAAAAUACCCAUUCGCAAGGAUGAUCUCCUCUACGUUAAUAAGUCUCCCAAUUACUGUGUCGAGGAUAAGAAACUAGGGAUCCCCGGGACCCAAGGCAGAGAAUGCAACCGCACGUCGGAGGGCGCGGACGGCUGCAACCUCCUUUGCUGCGGCCGAGGCUACAACACCCACGUGGUCAGGCACGUGGAGAGGUGCGAGUGCAAGUUUAUUUGGUGCUGCUACGUCCGCUGCAGGAGGUGUGAAAGCAUGACUGACGUCCACACUUGCAAGUAGCCCCUCCAGCCAGCCUCUCACCGUGCAGGCCUGGUGAAGCUGACCCCUGCCUCCUCUAAGUCCCAGACCCUGGCGCUUGGCGCUGAGCUCCCUUUACCCAACGGAUAGCCGAUCACACACAGAGCGUGUGGAUUUGGGGGGAGGAAGGAGCAGAGUUGACAAGGAUUAGGUUCAUUUUUUGCUGGUUUAGAAAUAUAUAUUGACACACCAGGAAGAUAAUCUGACUCCUGAACAGGAAAGAACAGGAAGGAGCCUUCACGCGGGAAGACCUGGUCCAUAUUCAGGAUAAGAUCCUGGAUUGUGGAACUCAGCUGUGGAACUCAGCAGUAGUGGGGGAAUAUGAGGCAUU